This is a messenger RNA of Morone saxatilis (striped sea-bass), 4071 nucleotides long. RefSeq names its product glutamate receptor, ionotropic, N-methyl D-aspartate 1a (gene grin1a). Gene Ontology annotation, cellular component: neuron projection; plasma membrane; synapse. The coding region runs from base 577 to 3357 and encodes 926 amino acids. The record is from RefSeq and is a predicted model, not a curated record. Gene Ontology annotation, molecular function: NMDA glutamate receptor activity. NCBI's taxonomy places the organism in Eukaryota, Metazoa, Chordata, Actinopteri, Moronidae. The transcript has 21 exons. Gene Ontology annotation, biological process: ionotropic glutamate receptor signaling pathway; monoatomic ion transport; regulation of membrane potential.
CCGAUACGGCGGGAGCGCGCAGUACCGCCGCGGCGCGCAUGCACAGCUGUCAGCACCAAGGACAGCAGCCGCUCAGCCCGGAGCGACCAGCCAGCCAGCGACGCAGCGGUGUGAUCAGUCCGCACAGAGCGCACGGAGCAGCGGCUGGAGGGAGCGAUACACACCCCGGAGAGGAAGCCGCCUGGAAGCGUGGACAAUGCUUUGACUCUUUAAACCCGAUAGGGAGGUUUUAGCAAUUCUGCAGAGAAAGACGGGGGGAGAAAAGAAAAAAAAGCUGGACAAUGCGGUUUGAACGUCCCUGGUUGACAGGCUGCCCCUAAUAUGAUCAUGGACAUUCCUCCGCAUUGCACAUAAAUCCACCUAUUUUUUUUUUUCAGUUUUCUCCUUCCUUCCUUCCUUUUUUUUUCUUUUUUCUUUGGCCUCCCUCCCUUUGCUCACGCCGCCCACCUGGAUCGUGUCUGCAGUCGCGCAUUUCAACUGGCUUGAGCCGUGCCGCUGUCCAGAAGCUGGUCGAGCCGACCCGCCACCGGGGAGAAAAGCGACCGGGCUGCACUGCUCCGUUUGGUGGUCCGCACGAUGCGUCUGUUUCUGCUGGCGGUGCUCCUCUCGUGCUCCUGCGCGCGGGCCGGCUGCGAGCCGAAAAUCGUGAACAUCGGGGCCGUCCUGAGCCAGAAGAGAUACGAGCAGGUCUUCAAAGAUGCCGUGACCCAGGCCAACCAGGUCUACGGCAGGGACAAAUUCAAGCUGACCGCCAUCUCCGUCACGCACAAGCCCAACGCCAUCCAGAUGGCUCUCUCCGUCUGCGAGGACCUCAUCUCCAGUCAGGUCUAUGCUAUCCUGGUGAGUCACCCUCCCCAGUCCAAUGACCACCUCACUCCAACGCCUGUCUCCUACACUGCAGGCUUCUACCGCAUCCCUGUGGUUGGGCUCACCACCCGCAUGUCCAUCUACUCAGACAAGAGUAUCCACCUGUCCUUUCUACGGACAGUCCCUCCCUAUUCCCACCAGGCGCACGUGUGGUUUGACCUAAUGCGCGAGUUCAACUGGAACCACAUCAUCUUGAUAGUGAGCGACGACCACGAGGGGCGAGCUGCCCAAAAGAGGCUCGAGACCCUCUUGGAGGAGAGAGAAACAAAGGCAGAGAAAGUCCUCCAGUUCAGCCAGGAGACUAACUUAACUGCCCUGCUGCUGGAGGCGAAAGAGCUGGAGGCCCGAGUCAUCAUCCUGUCCGCCAGUGAGGAAGAUGCUGCUGCAGUGUACAAGGCUGCCCGCUUCCUCAACAUGACGGGCUCGGGCUACGUGUGGCUGGUGGGCGAGCGGGAGAUGUCGGGUAAAGCCCUGAGCGAGGCGCCAGACGGUCUGAUCGGCCUCCAGCUCAUCAACGGGAAGAAUGAGUCAGCCCAUAUCAAUGAUGCGGUGGCUGUGGUGGCUCAGUCCAUUCAGGAGCUCUUUGAGAAGGAGAAUAUCACAGAACCACCGCGAGGUUGCGUGGGCAACACCAACAUCUGGAAAACAGGGCCACUCUUUAAACGGGUGCUGAUGUCAUCUAAAUACCCAGAGGGCCUCACGGGUCGUGUGGAGUUCAAUGACGAUGGAGACAGGAAGUAUGCCCACUACAGUAUACUGAACUACCAGAAGAGUCGACUCAUUCAAGUCGGCAUAUACAAUGGAACACAGGUGGUAAUGAACAAUCAGCGGAAGAUCAUCUGGCCCGGAGGAGAGACUGAGAAACCACAGGGCUUCCAGAUGUCCACUCGAUUAAAGAUAGUGACGAUACACCAGGAGCCAUUUGUGUAUGUGAAACCCACUCAGUUGGACGGGACGUGCAAGGAGGAAAUGACAUUAAAUGGAGUCUUAAUUAAAAAGGUUAUCUGCACUGGGCCCAAUGAGACCAUCCCAGGACGCCCAAUUGUACCCCAAUGUUGUUAUGGCUUCUGCGUUGAUCUCCUGAUCAAGUUGGCUAUGACCAUGAACUUCACCUAUGAGGUGCACCUGGUGGCUGAUGGGAAGUUCGGAACUCAAGAGCGGGUAAACAACAGUAACAAGAAAGAGUGGAAUGGCAUGAUGGGAGAGCUCCUGGGAGGCCUGGCUGACAUGAUUGUAGCCCCGCUGACUAUAAACAACGAACGAGCCCAGUACAUCGAGUUCUCCAAGCCCUUUAAAUAUCAAGGCCUCACCAUCCUGGUUAAAAAGGAAAUCCCUCGCAGUACACUGGACUCGUUCAUGCAGCCGUUCCAAAGCACGCUGUGGCUGUUGGUGGGUCUUUCGGUGCAUGUGGUGGCGGUGAUGCUUUACCUACUAGACCGGUUCAGCCCGUUUGGAAGAUUUAAAGUAAACAGUGAAGAAGAAGAAGAAGAUGCCCUCACCUUAUCAUCUGCUAUGUGGUUCUCCUGGGGAGUGUUGCUGAACUCUGGAAUAGGAGAAGGUGCGCCGCGCAGCUUCUCAGCGAGAAUCCUGGGCAUGGUGUGGGCUGGAUUUGCCAUGAUCAUUGUAGCUUCUUAUACUGCCAACCUGGCUGCCUUCCUGGUGUUGGACCGGCCUGAGGAGCGCAUCACCGGCAUCAAUGACCCAAGGCUGAGAAACCCAUCGGACAAGUUCAUCUAUGCCACAGUGAAGCAGAGCUCUGUGGACAUCUACUUCCGGCGGCAGGUGGAGCUUAGCACCAUGUACCGCCACAUGGAGAAGCACAACUAUGAGAGUGCCGCCGAGGCUAUCCAGGCCGUUCGUGACAACAAGCUGCAUGCUUUCAUCUGGGACUCUGCGGUGCUGGAGUUUGAAGCUUCGCAGAAGUGCGACCUGGUGACCACGGGAGAGCUGUUUUUCCGUUCGGGCUUUGGCAUAGGCAUGCGCAAGGACAGCCCCUGGAAACAGAAUGUGUCCCUGGCCAUUCUCAGUUCUCAUGAGAACGGCUUCAUGGAAGACCUAGAUAAAACCUGGGUGAGAUACCAGGAGUGUGACUCAAGGAGCAAUGCCCCAGCCACACUCACCUUUGAAAACAUGGCAGGUGUCUUCAUGCUGGUGGCUGGAGGCAUUGCAGCCGGGAUCUUCCUCAUCUUUAUCGAAAUCGCCUAUAAGCGCCAUAAAGACGCCCGCAGGAAGCAGAUGCAGCUGGCCUUUGCGGCCGUCAAUGUCUGGAGGAAGAACCUGCAGCCCUCUUCCUCUCUAGAGACUCAGGAUGAUAGGAAAAGUGGUAGAGCAGAGCCCGACCCCAAAAAGAAAGCCUCUUUUAGGUCCAUCAGUACCACCCUGGCCUCCAGCAUCAAGAGACGUAGGUCCUCCAAAGACACGCAGUACCCACCCACUGACAUCACGGGCCAACUCAACCUGUCUGACCCGUCUGUCAGCACCGUGGUGUAAAGAGAGGGAGACACUGACGUUCGCUCCCUGAGGAGAGAGGAAACGAGACGAGGAGGGAGAGGAGGGGAGGGGAAGAGGAAAGGGAGAGCCCAUCUCCUCGUUCCCUUCGCCGUCGCAGCCGAUGCUUUCAUUUCACCGCCUGCCAACGGAGCUUUGGAGGAAACUGCUUGCCGAAGACGUGGCUGAAAGAACACUGAACUUGCACCUUUUUUUUUAAAGUCAGGAUUACCUGGCGUUAGAUGUUUGUAGGGUCCCUGAGCAUGCACAGAAGAACCCAUCUGACUCACAUAUACAAUCUUUUCCUUCUGUAUGUUAUUAGCUAACUUAUUUAACCUUGUUUUAGUCCUUUUACUCACAGAAAUUUACUUAAUGUUUGAUGUUACCUACUUUUCAAAUUUACUGACCAGCUGUAUAACUUUAGCAAGCCAGGUUUAGUUUGGUUAAGUAAACGGAUAAAUUAGUUUUGGUGCAAGUACUGUACUCGACAUAUCACUUUCAAUUAGGGCUUAGAUACCAUAGUAAUAUCUAGUUUUUUUUUAACAACAUAUACUGCAAUACAAGAUGUACUGUAAGCUUCAAUGGAUAUAAGUAUUUUUAAUAGGAACUACCUGUGUUUUUAUCUACAAGGUUUUUAAAUGAUGUUUCUUUCAUUUGGAAGCACUGAUCACGGCACUAAUGAUGAGGAUAGGACAUAAAAUGUUGUCUACCAGUGAA